UCCUAAGUUGUCAAAGGAAAGAUGACGAUAAUACGCAGAGAUCGGUGCUCAAACCCUAUAAGUUGGUCGAAGAAUGGGUUCAUCGCGUUUGCACACCAUACUUCCUCCACGAACUUAUCGAUAUCAAAGCUGGAGUCGCUGAGAGGGCAGUCGUGGAGACUGUCGUCGAAGAAGAGCUACGAGAUCAAAACAGCUUCACAGACGAGCUGUAAGCCGAUUCAGGUUGUUGUGUGGUCCCCCUCUGGUGCGGAUUUGCUGGUUGUUGACCAGGUUGGAGGAGUUUCAAUAUUGGGUACAGGAAUCGUUAAGAACGGUAACGUGCACCAGCUUUCGUGCUUUGAGGACGUUGAGAUCCUUUACCAGGACGAUGCUGGACGCUGUGAGGAUGAGAGCUUGUCCAAAUGUGUUGCCUUCAAGUGGAUUAACGUGGAUAAGCCUGUGAUUUCGAGUUCGCCGGCGGUGUUCAGCGAAGAACAGAAUAGGUAUAACUAUUCGGUACAUCAGUAUAAACCGUAUGGGUUUCUUCAUCCAAACGGCAAGUCUGGGUGUUUCAUUGCAAGAAGAGAUGGUUCAGUAGACUUCUACUACCAGGGAAUCACAAUGGAGUUUAAGAAGCAUAGAAUAAUGUUAGAACCUGCAAGGGAGUGGGUUAGCCAGGCAAGUAUCGGGUUCUUAAGGGAUGGAGAUGUGGUUGUGGUGUGCUAUUGUCCAAAGGACCAGUCCCUAAAGGUUUAUAAACUCUCGGUGUCGUGGAAUUUGAAAUCAUGUGAGCCCAAUUUCAAAGUGGAGAAAUUACUCAUGGAGAGAUUGAAUAAAAUUGGUUCAAACGGCCUAACCAUGGAAUUGGAUCAAAUAGAAGUUAUAAGUCCUAAUUACUCCAUGGAUACUGACUUGGAUAUCUUGAUUGCGUUUAAAGGCAUUGGUUGUAACAAUCGUACGUUGUUACAAAAGUACCAAAUAUCAACAGUUUACAAAGAUCUAAGGUUUAAGACGGAUGGUGGUACCGUUGAAGGGUUUCCAAAUUUGGUGUUAAAGGCUGAAGACUACCUCGAUGGGGAACUCCUGGAUAUCGAAUUGAAAAACUUCGAUAUGAACGUGAUUGUCACCUCAGCUGCUGGAAGAGUUCAUCUCCGUUCUAGAAAGAAUUUACAAUUGCACAUCGGUGCAUCUUCAACGAUGAGUUCUCUAUUGGAUUGUGGAUUUGAAUUUCCAAUGACAGAGACCAACCCUGAUUGUAUCGCAGUGUGUCCGUCGAUGGCUGGCUUUGUCAGUUUAACCUCUGGUGUGCUUGAAUUCCACCCAGUUGUGAGGAAAUCUCAGAAUGCAUGGGAUGCAAAAGACAUCCUAAAGAUGUCAUCUGGGAUUGCAUACCUCUUCUGCUCCGCUUGUUACACGAAUACCAUUGCUGAUGAGUUGAUAGCGCUCAUACUAAAUGAGUUUUCAAAACUCGACCCAGAGCUAAGGUAUGAAAUCAUUGUUACAACUUUAAAGGAAAGUCAUAGGUCAUUAAACUUUACCCUUGAUAUUUCUAAAGAGCAGAUAGAUCGAUUGUUGGUGAACCCGCCUAUGCAAAAACUGUUAUCUUUGCAAUAUUCCUUGGGUAAAUUUCUUCCUACAAAUCAGCAGAGUACAAUUGCAUUGGCAAUAUUGAACUUGAGAUUAAUCUCCUUCAGUAUCAUGGUUACACUACGUACACUCUUCCACCAACAGCAGAGGAUUGUCAAUAAGGGCGUUAGUGAAUCGUUGAUUGAUGGUGUAUAUAGAUCUGAGAGUGUUCUCAGUACAGUGGGGACGAUAAACUGGCUUAUAGAUUUUGUCAUUUUCACUAUUCAAGAACUGAUGAAACUCUCUCAAAGCUCUGGACAUGAAUCCAUUAUUGUCACAUUGCUGUUGAGUACCGUUCCAAGAAGCUUGUUGAUUUACAGUCUUGCGGGUGUGAAGAAGAUUGAUGGUGUUUUGACCAAAGUUAUGGAACAGCACAUGCAAACACCGAGACCAAGUUCUCUAAACGUUGAGAUUUUGCAAAAGAGUGCUGAAAGGUUCAAGAGUCUGCUGGAACUUGUAGAAUUGGAACAUUUUGAGAAAUUUUUGAUGCAGAUUGAAACGUUGAUUCCACAAGAGAAGGAGAACCGUCUAUCAGUGGAACAAGCGAUGGUUUUCGAAUGUAAACUUACUGGUAACUUUGCAGGGUUGGACAGUCGACUACUCUCUCUUUUCCAACAGCACUAUGAGGAACACCCACUUUCAGAGUUGUUCUUCCAUGAUACCAGAUGGUUAAAACUGGACGUUGCACCUAACACUAUCCCAUCAAAGGUUUUAUUGAGCAAUGAUGACCCAGUUCCUAUUGUGAUUGAUCUCAGCACUGACCUCAUUGAUGAUGUCACCAAGAUGGUUAUUACGAAUAAGGAGAAAUUGAAGAGAUGUUUACGUUGUGAGUACAUCCGUGGCGAUAACGAUGACGUUUUUUACAUCAUGGGAAAGGGAAUCACCGGGUCCACGAACCACUGGCCCGUUGCGUAUAACAGAACGUGUCUGUGUGGUAGUUGUUGGGCGUACUUAAGUGGUGAUGAGUGUUCAUUAUGAACUAUACAUUGGUUAAAGUUUUUUAUCGUGCAGUAAAGGAUGUAGUCUAAAGUGGAACACUGUAAGCGUAUGCGCUCCAUCAAGGAGCGUUGUCAUGGCAAAGAGAAAGGG
This is a messenger RNA of Williopsis jadinii, 2694 nucleotides long. RefSeq names its product Sin4p (gene SIN4). NCBI's taxonomy places the organism in Eukaryota, Fungi, Ascomycota, Saccharomycetes, Phaffomycetales, Wickerhamomycetaceae. The coding region runs from base 22 to 2583 and encodes 853 amino acids. Gene Ontology annotation, cellular component: mediator complex. The record is from RefSeq and is a predicted model, not a curated record. The transcript is spliced from 2 exons. Gene Ontology annotation, biological process: positive regulation of DNA-templated transcription.